Carya illinoinensis is the source of this 1957-nucleotide messenger RNA. Its product is annotated as receptor-like protein EIX1. NCBI's taxonomy places the organism in Eukaryota, Viridiplantae, Streptophyta, Magnoliopsida, Fagales, Juglandaceae. The coding region runs from base 88 to 1824 and encodes 578 amino acids. Gene Ontology annotation, molecular function: protein binding. The transcript is spliced from 3 exons. The record is from RefSeq and is a predicted model, not a curated record.
AAAAACAUAGGUGAACUAUUACCCAAGUUGUCAGUUUUGGACCUCUCUUCAAAUUCUCUUACUGGUAGAAUUCCCUCUUCUACCGGAAUGUUAAAAGAGCUUUAUUUACAAAACAAUUGUUUAUCUUGGGAACUGCCUCCUCAUUGGAAGAAUUUUUCAUCAUUAUCUAUAUUGGACAUUUCAAACAAUAGCAUUUCCGACAAAAUUCCGCACGGCUUUUGGAAUUCCUGCUCAAAUAUUGAGGAAUUAUAUCUUUCCAAGAAUGGACUACGCGGACAGAUCCCUAAAAUUAUAGGUGAACUAUUGCCCAAGUUAUCAGUUCUGGACUUCUCUUCAAAUUCUCUUACUGGUGGAAUUCCCUCUUCUACCGGAAUGUUAAGAGAGCUUUAUUUACAAAACAAUUGUUUAUCUUGGGAACUACCUCCUCAUUGGAAGAAUUUUUCAUCGUUAUCUGUAUUAGACAUUUCAAACAAUAGCAUUUCCAACACAAUUCCGCACGGCUUUUGGAAUUCCUGCUCAAAUAUUGAGGAAUUAUAUCUUACCAAGAAUGGACUACGCGGACAGAUCCCUAAAAAUAUAGGUGAACAAUUGCCCAAGUUGAGAGUUUUGGACUUCUCUUCAAAUUCUCUUACUGGUGGAAUUCCCUCUUCUAUUGGAAUGCUAAAAGAAUUGGUAAUUCUUUUUUUACAAAACAAUUAUUUAUCUGGGGAACUCCCUCCUCAUUGGAAGAAUUUGUCAUCGUUAUCUAUAUUGGACAUUUCAAACAAUGGCAUAUCCGGCAAUUUUCCAAGCUCAAUGCAAUAUUUGAGUUCACUAAAGCUGUUAUCAUUAAGCCAAAAUCAUCUUGAAGGGAAGCUUCCUUCCUUCUUUAGAUACUACACAGGCUUGAGAAGCCUUGAUCUUGGAGGAAACAAAUUUUUUGGAAACCUAUCGGCAUCGAUAGGAGAAAGCUUAUCAUCUUUGUUGUGGUUGAGACUCAGAUCUAACUCUUUUGAGGGGAGCAUACCUUCACAAUUAUGUUUACUUUCAAGUCUUCAGAUUUUGGACCUUGCAGACAAUUAUCUGUCAGGGGGAAUCCCUCCAUGUCUAGGGAACUUGAGUACUAGCAAUGAUGAGGACCAUAAUCUUGGUUUUCAGGAAAUGUUAGUGGUUUUGAAAGGUAAAGAAUAUCUUUAUACGUCAAUUCUUUCUCUUGUUCAUUCUUUAGACCUUUCAAACAAUAAACUAUCAGGAGAAAUACCUGACAAUAUAACAAGCCUAUCAAAGUUUAUCAACGUGAAUUUGUCUGCAAACAAUUUGAAUGGAAAAAUUCCUGAAAAUAUUGGGAAUAUGCACGAUUUAGAAUCGCUUGAUCUCUCAAGAAAUGAGCUUUCUGGUCCAAUCCCUAAAAGUUUGUCUGCUUUGAACUUUUUAAGUUACUUGAAUUUGUCAUUCAACAACUUGUCGGGACAAGUGCCAUUUGGAAAUCAGCUUCAAACACUGAAUGACCCAUAUAGUUAUGAAGGUAACUAUCUACUUUGUGGCCCUCCUCUUCUGAACAAGUGUCCAGGCUCUGAAACUGAACCUACAGGAUCACCAGGUGAGGGAAAUGGAGAAGAUGACAGGGAUGGAAAUGAAGUACUUGAUUCACCAUUAUCAUUCUACAUUAGUUUGGCAAUUGGAUUUAUUGUUGGAUUUUGGGGAGUUUGUGGGACUCUGAUUAUUAAAACUUCAUGGAGGCUAGCUUACUUUAGAAGCUUUGAUCAUAUGAAAGACCAGAUUUAUGUUUUCAUUAUGGUUAAAUUGGUUCUCUUUCUAAGGAAGAUCAAGUUGCAGAGAAGAUGAAUCUAUGGGAAAUUAGAUUGGUCUGAGUGGUUCCCUCGUGUGAUCAUAGACAAAAGGAAAAACUCCUAAGUUUGCUUGUAUGUUUUUUUUUUUGCCCCUUAUUCAUACUCUGAAUGCUUCAACUUUUAUUAGC